CUCGAAGUCGCGGUCGCACCGGCGAAACGCGGAAGCGGCUCCUGCUGCCGCCGCUUCGCUUCCCGAAGCUGAAGGCGUAUUCUCGGCCGGCAGAGGGACCAUGUUACCGCUGCGUUUCAUCGCAGAUGCGUUGCCCGACUCCGUGGCCUCUGAUUUCCAGAAUCUAAAUAAAUUCAGUGAACAGCAAUUUGUAAGCCUGACUGACAUUCUCUUCCGCUUCCUUGUGGAACCCAAGGAGGCCGAGCGGUUUUUGCUGCAUCUGAGUGAGUUUGCGGCUGAAAAUGGGAUGAGCGCGGGUCCUCUGCGAAACCUGGUGAAGAACCUACUGCUUGUGCCCCAAGGUGCUCUGAAGAGGAAUGUCUCCGCUGAACAGCUGAAGGAAGAGCUCGUGUCUCUGGGACUGAAUGAAGACAAGGCCAUUCAUUUUUCCAACCAGUGGAAGGUCCACUACGCCGUGCUUUCCAGGCUUGCCGUCGGCCAGACGCUGAUGGUGAACCAACUGGUCGACAUGGAAUGGAAAUUCGGGGUCACCGUGGGAACCAGCGAGCUGGAGAAGGCGGGGAACAUCUUUCUGCAGCUGAAGCUGGUUAUCCGAAAGGGGAACUCGACGGAGAACGUCUACAUGGAGCUGACACUCCCCCAGUUUUACAACUUCCUGCAUGAGAUGGAGCGGGCCAAAGCCAGCAUAGACUGUUUCAGCUGAGCGACUUUGGGAGCCUUUACCACCCCCUCCCCCGAGUGAGGCGAGGCAGCUGCUAGAUCGGUGAGGCACGGACUAUGGCAGGCCCGGCAAAACCUUUGGGGGGGGGGCACCUUAAAUGCUAUUCCAGGUCCUCCGGAUCCAGCCUGGGCCCAGCGAAUCCAGGGUGAUCAUCACCCGUGUCCCACCACCCCCCCCAAGUCUCCUUUUUUGUUUCUCUUUAUAAAUCAUUCUGAAUUGUACAAUAAAAAAUAAAAUUUAAACUA
This is a messenger RNA of Brienomyrus brachyistius, 966 nucleotides long. RefSeq names its product COMM domain containing 7 (gene commd7). Bases 101 to 703 code for a protein of 200 amino acids. Gene Ontology annotation, molecular function: NF-kappaB binding. The transcript has 9 exons. Gene Ontology annotation, biological process: tumor necrosis factor-mediated signaling pathway; negative regulation of DNA-templated transcription. The record is from RefSeq and is a predicted model, not a curated record. Lineage: Eukaryota; Metazoa; Chordata; Actinopteri; Osteoglossiformes; Mormyridae.